CAGAUGACGGUAGUGACUUAACGUGGACUCUUCUGGUGGUAGCUUGCAACUUUCUGAUUUAAGAUGAAUGGCACAGAGGGUGAAAGCUUUUACAUCCCUGUGUCCAACAGGACAGGGCUUGUCAGGAACCCUUUUGAAUACACGCAGUACUAUUUAGCAGAACCAUGGAAAUUCAAGGCGUUGGGUUUUUACAUGUUUUUACUCAUUAUAUUUGGUUUACCAAUCAAUGGGCUGACAUUGGUGGUCACAGCUCAACACAAGAAACUACGACAGCCUCUCAACUUCAUUUUGGUCAACUUAGCUUUUGCUGGCACAAUUAUGGUGAUCUUUGGAUUCACUGUUUCUUUCUACUGCUCGAUGGUCGGCUAUAUGGCAUUGGGGCCUCUUGCUUGCAUGAUGGAGGGAUUCUUUGCAACACUUGGUGGUCAGGUUUCUCUAUGGUCUCUGGUGGUGCUUGCUAUUGAGAGGUACAUUGUGGUCUGCAAGCCAAUGGGAAGCUUCAAAUUCUCUUCAAACCAUGCAAUAGCAGGCAUUUCUUUCACAUGGAUCAUGGCCUGCAGCUGUGCCAUGCCCCCACUUGUAGGCUGGUCCAGGUACAUUCCUGAAGGUCUCCAGACAUCAUGUGGACCAGAUUACUACACUCUUAGCCCUGUGUACAAUAAUGAAUCAUAUCUCAUGUACUUGUUCACUUGCCAUUUCUGUGUACCUGUUACUACAAUCUUCUUCACAUACGGAAGCCUUGUCUGCACAGUGAAGGCUGCUGCAGCUCAACAGCAGGAUUCAGCAUCCACCCAGAAGGCUGAAAAGGAAGUGACACGAAUGGUCAUCCUGAUGGUUUUGGGCUUCUUGGUAGCUUGGGUUCCUUAUGCUAGCUUUGCUAUCUGGAUCUAUUUAAACAGAGGAGCUGCCUUCUCUGCACAAGCCCUGGCAGUUCCUUCCUUUUUCUCCAAGUCCUCAGCCUUGUUUAACCCCAUCAUCUAUGUGCUGCUCAACAAACAGUUCCGUAGCUGCAUGCUGACCACCCUCUUCUGUGGCAAGAACCCUCUUGGUGAUGAUGAGUCCUCAACUAUGUCCACCAGUAAAACAGAAGUGUCCUCAGUUUCUCCAGCAUAA
This is a messenger RNA of Myxocyprinus asiaticus (Chinese sucker), 1113 nucleotides long. RefSeq names its product green-sensitive opsin-1-like. Gene Ontology annotation, molecular function: G protein-coupled receptor activity. Lineage: Eukaryota; Metazoa; Chordata; Actinopteri; Cypriniformes; Catostomidae. Gene Ontology annotation, cellular component: photoreceptor outer segment; membrane. Gene Ontology annotation, biological process: phototransduction; G protein-coupled receptor signaling pathway; visual perception. The transcript has 5 exons. Bases 64 to 1113 code for a protein of 349 amino acids. The record is from RefSeq and is a predicted model, not a curated record.